Messenger RNA from Zingiber officinale, 848 nucleotides. Its product is annotated as protein EMBRYO DEFECTIVE 514-like. Bases 7 to 753 code for a protein of 248 amino acids. Gene Ontology annotation, cellular component: chloroplast. The transcript has 2 exons. NCBI's taxonomy places the organism in Eukaryota, Viridiplantae, Streptophyta, Magnoliopsida, Zingiberales, Zingiberaceae. Gene Ontology annotation, biological process: chloroplast organization; chloroplast rRNA processing. The record is from RefSeq and is a predicted model, not a curated record.
AAAUAAAUGGAGAAGGUUAGGGUUUUGCCUACUCGAACCAGUAUCGCACGCUGCUCCGUCGCCAGUGUUUUUUUUUUUCGACAUAUGGCGGAAGAGGUCUCCGAGAAGCCCCAGUUGGUCGAGGGUGACGAGAUCGCGGCCGAAGGGAUGACGGCGGAGUCCGAAGGCCUAAAGAAACGGGAAAGAGAGGAGGUGGACAAGGAGGAUAGUGAUUCGAAGAAGCAUAAGGUUGAGGAAUCAUUAGAAGAAGGCGAUACCGAUGGACUCGACGGAAAGGAGGAAGCUGGAGUAGAUAUGGAGGUGGGAAGAAACGAAGAGGAGAGCGAAGCGGCUGGAGCAACUGUCGGACCGAAGGUAUUUGGAUCGUCAGUCGAGAUGUUCGAAUACUUCCUGAAACUUCUCCGUUCUUGGUCGACCAAUCUGAAUCUCAACAAGUAUGAGCAUCUGGUAUUAUUGGACUUGCUGAAGAAAGGACACCCUGAGCCCGCAAAGAAGAUCGGAGUAGGCAUCGAUGCGUUCCAGGUUCGCUUCCAUCCGACAUGGAAAAGUCGAUGCUUCUUCGUUGUUCACGCCGAUGGAAGUGCUGACGAUUUUAGCUUCCGCAAAUGUGUCGAUAAGAUACUGCCAUUGCCCGAUAACAUGAAAGCUGAUUCGUCGUCCGGUCACUCCUUCGGCGAUAGAAACGGGAGCCGAGGUGGUAGAAGAGGCGGUCGAGGCCACGGAAGGAGAGGCGGCGGCGGUUUCAGGAGAUAGAUCGAUUGUUUCUUUAUGUUUAAGAAUUUGAUUUAGUUUUGGCUCUAAUGGAACCUUGUGUUGUGAUGAGUAACUAUUAUUAUUAUUCAGCCAAA